This is a messenger RNA of Scleropages formosus (Asian bonytongue), 5104 nucleotides long. It is a transcript of the gene nsd2, whose product is annotated as nuclear receptor binding SET domain protein 2. The record is from RefSeq and is a predicted model, not a curated record. The coding region runs from base 416 to 4324 and encodes 1302 amino acids. Gene Ontology annotation, molecular function: protein binding; histone methyltransferase activity. The transcript is spliced from 23 exons. NCBI's taxonomy places the organism in Eukaryota, Metazoa, Chordata, Actinopteri, Osteoglossiformes, Osteoglossidae. Gene Ontology annotation, cellular component: nucleus.
GACUACUUGUGUCAGACGCUUGUGUUCUCGGGCAUCAUGGAAACCCCGCGGGCGCUCCGCCGUCGCGUGUUUGCUGUGACGUCACCGCAUGGCCGUCCUUCUCCGCGCCUGCACCGGAGCGGACAGCCACCGCAGUCGCGACGCGCAAAAUUGGCGGAAGGAGCGAGAGAAUCGUCGCUUUCGGCGCAUAAUAAUUUGAAAGAAUUACGCGGGGCGCUUCGCCUCGGCGGCGAGAGCAGCCUCUGCGCGGAGCCGCGAUUUGAAAAGGCCGGUUGAGCGCCGCUCCGCCGUCAGCCAAUGGGAAGUGAGCAUUUUUCGCGCUGACUGGGACGAGCCGGGCUCGAGCAGGCAUUCCGUGCAGUGGCGCGAGAGCUCAGCGACGCGGUGGACAUGCUCCAAACAGCACAGUGACUUGAUGGAUACCAAAAGCUGCUCUCUGCCUCUGAUUGUAGAGCCGCUAAACCCGAUCAGUAUGAAGCAGGCGUCAGACACACAUAUUGGCCACAAAGGCCAUGUGGACAUGGGUGCUGAUCCCGCCGUGCUGAUGGACCAGGCGGCCGCACAGCUGGCUGCCACUCUUCAAGACAGCGUACUUCAGAACAUGGCUGGGCACGGACAUAAGCGGCUCAAGGACUUGACCUCCCGCGUUUUGAAUGGCGAACAGAACAAAGUGCCCAAGCUGUGUGCAGCCGAGGGGUCCCUCCUGAAGGCAGCAGAUGGCCCUCCGCAGCACGAUGCUCCCCAGAUGGAAAGCACUCAACAGCUCAAAAUUCAGAUCACCAAAAUGGUGCCAAAGAGCCCUCCGCUGUUUCCGCCGUCCUUCAGUGAGGACAGUGCUCUAUCUGCUGAAGCUGCUGCCCCGGAGGACACCCCUUGCAUUCCCAUCAAGAAAAAGCCUGGGAGGAAGAAGAAGAGGAAAAGGUCCGUGAUGCCGUGCCCCCAGCCUCAGCUGAGCCCACUUGCUGUGCCACCAGCUUCUCCAGUGAAGGGGGAGGUAGCCCAGGGCAGCACCACAGUCAGCUCGUUCUGUGUGCAGUCCAAGCCCCCGGUGCCCCCUGAGGGGGACAGGCCAAUGCAGGUGCGCUUUUUUGUCGGUGAUGUGGUGUGGACCAAGGUGUCUGGCUACCCAUGGUGGCCCUGCAUGGUGACUAUGGAUCCAGCGCUCAACCAGCAUGUCAAGCAGAAAGCUGUCAAUAGCCGCAGAGGACUGCUGUAUCACGUGCAGUACUUUGGUGAUACUCCUGAGCGAGGCUACAUCUUUGAACGGAGUAUGGUGACGUUUGGGGGUAAAGAACAGUACCAGGAGCUGUGUAAAGGAAAUGGCAAGCAGCUGGCCUCCCGUGCUGACCAUAAAAAGACUCGGCCCAGUGUACCCCUGAAACUAAGGGCUCAGUGGAGUGUGGGCAUCUCCCAGGCCACGGAAGCUGCUGGCAUGGCCCUGGAGGACCGUAUUGCCAAAUUCACCUUCACCUACAUAAGCGGCCGGCCGCAGCUGAAUCCUCGUGUGCUGGUGGAGCUGCCUUCCGCCAUCAGCGCUGCCAGUGGCACAGCUGCUGCAGCAGAGCAGUGCCAGCCGACAGCCAUCAGCGGGAUUAAACGCUGCAGAAAGUCUCUCCGCAAGGAAUUACUUGGAUCUGGGAAAAAUGGAAAGAUUGCAAAAUCAAAAGAAAAGAAGACUGCGAAGGCGGCACACCAGGAUGCUUCUUCUCCAGCUGUUCAGACUGAAAUAACUUCUGUGCCAAAACCAGCAAAGAAAUCAAAGAAAACUGGUCAGACAAAACCCUUGCAAGAGAAGAUGAGGAAUUUAAAGUCUGACUCUAAAGGGAGCAAAGCUUCACAAGAAGUGAAAAAGGCCCCAAAGAGGAUACUGGGUGUGGCUGUGGACAGUGCUGAAGCUCCCAGGAAACGAGUGAAAGUAAAUGGCUGUGUGGUUAAGCAGAAGACUGAGUCUAUAGCCACAGUAAAGUCAAUGUUGAAAAUAAAGGCCUCCAGUCUGGAGAGGAAGUGUGUGUCAGAAAGCCCACAAAUGGACAACUCAGGAAACUCAUCACCUGCAAAAUCUAAACGUGGUAGAAAGCGGAAACAAGUGCUGGACAGUUCAUCACUAGUGUCUCCCCAGCGAAAGAGUCGUGUCCCAUCUGACCCUGAAACAGAGUGCCAAGCAUCUGAGUGCAGCGAGCAGCCCGAAUCCCCGGUGGAGGCCACAGAAGAAGCAUGUGUUAUCAAGAAGGGUGAGCGUGGUCACAAGAGGGACAUCAUCUGCCAGGUAUGUGAGGAAAGCGGUGAGGUCCAGAUGUGUGAGGGCCAGUGUUGUGGAGCAUUCCACCUGCAGUGCCUCGGUGUCUUGCCCCAGCCACGGGGCAAGUUUUUGUGCCAGUCGUGUGAGACUGGUGUGCACCCGUGUUUCUCCUGUAAGCGGACAGACGGUGAGGUACAGCGCUGCACGGUGCAGCAGUGUGGGAAAUUUUACCACGAGGCUUGUGCCCGGCUCAGCGCCCUGUCCGUCUUUCAGAGCAAGGGCUUUCGUUGCCCCCUUCACACGUGCCUCAGCUGUCACCUGAGCAGCCGGACAAAGCACAAGGCCACCAAAGGUAAGAUGUUUCGCUGUGUUCGGUGUCCCGUGGCCUACCACACCGGUGACCUCUGCGUGGCAGCAGGCAGCCAGGUGCUCGCACCCAGCUCCAUCAUCUGCACAAACCACUUCAACCGCAAGAAGAGCUACAGCCACCACUCGCAUGUCAAUGUCAGCUGGUGCUUCAUCUGCUCCAAAGGGGGCAGUCUGUUGUGCUGCGAGUCUUGCCCUGCUGCCUUCCACCCAGACUGCCUCAACAUUGCCAUGCCUGAUGGCAGCUGGUUCUGCAAUGACUGCAGAGCUGGCAAAAAGCCAAAGUACCAGGACAUCAUCUGGGUCAAGCUUGGGAAGUACAGAUGGUGGCCUGCUGAGAUUCGACACCCACGCAGUGUCCCUGUCAACAUCCAGCAUAUGCCACAUAAUGUUGGAGAAUUCCCAGUUUUCUUCUUUGGCUCUAAAGAUUAUUUCUGGACGCAUCAGGCAAGGGUUUUUCCAUACAUGGAAGGUGACCGGGGAAUCAAGUACAAGAAGAAUGGAAUUGGCAAAGUUUUCCAGAAUGCCCUUCUAGAGGCUGAGAUGCGCUUCAAUGAGAUCAGGGUGGAACGUGAGGCUAAGGAGGCCCAGGAGAAUGAAAGGAAACCUCCACCCUACAAGUAUAUCAAGGUCAACAAGCCAUGUGGAAGAGUCCAGAUCUACACAGCAGACAUUGCAGAGAUCCCAAAAUGCAACUGCAAGCCCACGGACGAAAAGCCAUGUGGCUUUGAGUCUGAGUGCCUGAACCGAAUGCUGAUGUACGAGUGCCACCCACAAGUGUGCCCUGCAGGUGCAUAUUGCCACAAUCAGGCCUUCACAAAGCGCCAGUACCCCGACACAAAGGUCAUCAAAACUGCUGGCAAGGGUUGGGGCCUGGUGACCCUCAGAGACAUCAAAAAGGGAGAAUUUGUGAAUGAGUACGUGGGUGAAGUCAUUGAUGAAGAAGAGUGCCGAGCCAGAAUCAAAUAUGCGCAGGAAAAUGGCAUCACCCAUUUCUAUAUGCUGACCAUUGACAAGGAUCGCAUCAUUGAUGCUGGCCCCAAAGGUAACUACUCGCGCUUCAUGAACCACAGCUGCCAACCCAACUGCGAGACUCAGAAGUGGACAGUGAAUGGAGAUACCAGGGUGGGGCUGUUUGCCGUCUGCGACAUCCCUGCAGACACAGAGCUGACCUUUAACUACAACCUGGACUGUCUGGGCAAUGAGAAGACAGUGUGUCGCUGUGGUGCCCCAAACUGUAGUGGCUUUCUUGGCGACAGGCCCAAGAACUCCAGUGGGCAGACUUCAGAUAUCAAAGGGAAGAAGCCAAAGAAGAAGCUGAGGAAGCGCAAGGCUCGCACCGAGGGGAAGAAGAGGUCAGAAGAUGAAUGCUUCCGCUGUGGGGAUGGAGGCCAGCUGGUGCUUUGUGACAGGAAGUCUUGUACAAAGGCCUAUCAUUUGUCCUGCUUGGACCGCACCAAGCGGCCCUUUGGUCGAUGGGACUGCCCAUGGCACCAUUGUGAUGUCUGUGGGAAGAACUCGGAGGCCUUCUGCCAGCUGUGCCCUAACUCCUUCUGCAAGGCACACCAGGAAGGUGCACUGCGAUUAUGGGUGCCUACAGGACAGUUGUGCUGCCAAGAGCACGAAGAUUUGGAGCUGCAAAAUGCUGUAGACAAUAGGGAGACAGAGCCGCCUCCUGUGGAUGGGCCCAGGCCCCUUAAGAACUCCCAGAAGGCUUAGGUAUGGAGACGGCAGUGUACAGCAAUCACACAAAGUCCUCAACGAACAGCACUGUACAGGAUACUACCUUCAGGGAAACCAGUUCCUCUGAGCCAUCAGGACAGGUCCGUUUUCAUUCCAUUUUAUGUUUUAUGCAGCUGCACUGAUACGCAAACUGGCACAAAAAGUUGACUACGCAACAGGGAAAUCAGGCUCAUAAUUUACACAGCAUUACAGUCAAACUUGAAUAUUUUUACUGUAUCUCCUGAGAUCAUUAUACAUAGUAGAGCUAUAUAAUAUGACUGGAAUAUUGUUGUAGAGUUACAGUUUGCCAGCCAGAUCAUGUGUUUUGGAGCAUCGCAAACACAAAGACACUAUUAGUAGCUGUUAAUAUGUUGUAAUAGAGGUGUAGGUUGCAUUUAGUUGCUUUUUAAAUUUCUUUUUUGUGUUGUAGCUCUUUACUUUUCAGAAACUGUACAAAUGUCCAGGGGUGUGAAUCUGAGUCUUAUUGAAAAAUAAAAAGCAUUUUGUACAGUUUACAAUAGUCUUUACUGAUUUUACAUCCAAGUGACAUGAGUGGACUUUCAAAGUACAGCCUCUGUUGAAAGGAUCUUUCAUGAUUCCUUGGGGGGGCAAAAACUGUCCAGAAACAAGACUAAUAUUUAGUUUCUGCAUGCAGAAUAUAUUGGAUGUCAGGAAGUUAAUGCAGUGGUUUCAUGUGGCCCAGUGUACAAAUAGGCUUAUCCUUUAAAUUGCUGUUGUAUGAUGCUGAAAUCUUUAUUUUAAUAAAAGUAUAAUUUG